Molecule: messenger RNA, 957 nt
Organism: Xiphophorus maculatus (southern platyfish)
Lineage: Eukaryota; Metazoa; Chordata; Actinopteri; Cyprinodontiformes; Poeciliidae
Product: trypsin-like
Exons: 6
Coding region: 1-753 (250 amino acids)
Biological process (GO): proteolysis
Molecular function (GO): serine-type endopeptidase activity
Source: RefSeq, a predicted model, not a curated record
AUGGCUCUGCUGAAGGUUCUGCUGCUGCUGGGGCUGGGUGUUUCAGUGAACUCAGAUGUUUCUCUGCAAAAGAGAAUCAUUGGAGGUCAAAACUGUGAUGACACGCAGCGUCUUUAUCAUGUUCGGCUGGAGAGCAGCAAGGGUGAUAAUAAUUACCGCUGUGGAGGAUCUCUGAUCCACCCUGAGUGGAUCCUGACUGCAUCUCACUGCUGGCAGUUUGGGCAAGAAUGGACUAACAUAGCAGUGUUAAAAGUUCAUCCACGGACUGCUGGGCAGCAGAAUCAGGUUAUCCGAGACAAUCCUGUGGUUUAUACUCACAAUGGCCGGCAGCAGGGCAUCAUAUUGCUGAAGCUUCAGACACCAGUAACAGAUGUCCCACUUGCUCGGCUACCAGACUGCAGGCGUCGUCUUAAAACAGGUGAUGUUGUUCAGCUGGCAGGAGAGGCAGCAACGACAAUCGGCCACAAUAAUCAGCGAAUAAGAAAUCCUGGUAUUCAAGCACACCUUCAGUGUGUCGACAUGAGAGUUGUUCGGGCUUCCCAAUUGCAUCAAACACAUGGGCAUUUAUUCUAUGCUGAAGCACCAAACAAGGAUGUAUGCUAUGGCGACGCUGGUGGAGCAGUGGUGUACAACGACAUGAUUUAUGGUGUGACUUAUUUUAGUGGAAGAGACUAUGUAUGUCAGAAACCAACUGCAAUCUUUGAUGUGUGUGAAUACCUGUGGUGGAUAAAACAAACAAUUGGACUUAAAUAAAACAUGAACUAUCAUGUAAUAAAAAUCUCAUCAAAUUUCAUCUCACAUAUAAUUUUAUAAUUGUAUCUUCAUCAGUUUGGUCCACAUCUUUGUAGAAUUAGAAUAAAUCAAUUUUUUUCAAAUUUUUUUUCUCACCUAUUCUUGAUCUCCCUAAUGGAGCAUUCUCUGCCUCAGAAAUGAAAAAUAAAUCAAUAAAUGCAUGAA